This is a messenger RNA of Caenorhabditis angaria, 6336 nucleotides long. The record is from the annotation of a GenBank genome assembly. NCBI's taxonomy places the organism in Eukaryota, Metazoa, Nematoda, Chromadorea, Rhabditida, Rhabditidae.
AUGGAGCCUAUUGAUGAUGGCGAUUUUCUGGACAAUUUUUACAACAACUCAAAUCCGACGCAAAGUUCUAGAAGGAUCUCAUUUGUUCAACGUGGAGCCAUGAAUCAGGUGAGCAAAUUUUCUUCAAUAUUUUUUUGAAUUAUAUUUUUUUUUUUGAUGUUUUGUUCUUCUAGAUUCAAUUCGAUCAACAAUUCGACUACAAUAAACCAAAGACUGAAAAUGUGCUGAAAAAGCGUGUGAAAAAAUUCGUGCGUCGCUAUUAUGAGCCAUUCACCUCUUGUCAGCUGUUCAAAAUCUUCAUCCUCGAUUUGAUUCCGAUUCUCAAAUGGCUUCCGAAUUAUGAUUUCAAGGCGAAUUUGUUGGCCGAUUUUGUUGGUGGUUUGACAGUUGGUGUGAUGCAUGUUCCACAGGGUCAGCUCUUUUUGAAAAAUUUCUUGAUUGUCUUGAAUUUUUUGCAGGCGUUGCCUAUGCUCUGUUGGCUCAACAAUCACCAAUCAAUGGUCUUUACUCAUCUCUGAUUCCACCGAUGCUUUAUAUGUUUUUUGGGACCGCAAGACAAUCAAGUAUUGGAACAUUUGCUGUAACUUGUUUGAUGACUGGAAUUGCUGUUGAAAAUAUUCAGGACAUAGAUGAGAAUAUAAAUGCGGAAGAGGUGGCUUGUGCAAUUUCAUUGACGAUGGGCUUGAUCUUGGUGAGAGCAGCAAAACUGGUUUAGUGUAAAUAGUGUUUACAGUUCUUGAUGGGUCUGAUGCGCCUCCAAUUUCUCACCACCUACCUAUCAGAUCAAGUCAUCGCUGGCUUCACAACCGGCUCCUCGAUCCAUGUUAUGGUUUCUCAAAUCAAGACACUUUUGGGGAUUCGUGGACUUCCCAAACAUUCGGGACCACUAUACUUGCUGCGUAAUUUGCGAGAUGUUUGUUUGGCGAUUGGCGAAACGAACUGGGUGUGUAGCGCUAUUUCAGUGAUCAGUAUUGCGAUUUUGGUAUGCGGAAAAGAAUUUGUCAAUCCGAUGAUUAAGCGGAAGACGCGAGUUGAUGUUCCGAUUCCAUGGGAAUUGAUUGUGGUGAGCUUUCAGACAAUUUUUCUAUCUGCAGUAUUUUUGCAGGUGAUCUUAUCAACCCUUUUUGUCUUUCUAACCCGUGUCGACAUCUCAUUCAAUCUCAAAACCGUUCAAAAAAUUCCCAUCGGCCUGCCCACAAUUCACAUUCCAAAUUUCUCCCUAAUCUUAAAAGUUCUACCGGAAACCAUAAGUAUAACAAUUGUCGCAAUCUCAACAUGGCUAUCAAUUUCAAAAAUGUUGGCCAAGAAGAUGUGCUACGAUUUGGACGCCGGACAAGAAUUGUUUGCAUUGAGUUUCACAUCAAUAAUCUCGAGUUUCUUUCCAACUCUACCCGUUUCUUGUUCACUCAGCCGAACUGUUGUUGCGCUUGGAGCCGGAGUUGUUACGCAAUUAUCGAUUUUGUUCAGCUCGGCACUGGUGCUUCUUGUCGUUCUGUUUUUGGGACAAUUUUUGGAGACUUUACCAAUGUGCGUUUUGGCAGCAAUUAUUUGUGUCUCACUUCAGGGAAUGUUUCGCAAAUUUGCCGAUUUGCUCGAUUUGUGGAAAACGUCGAAAAUUGAUUUUGUAAGGGGGUGUAGGCUUUUUGGGCCACCAAAGGCAAACAGUUUUUGCAGAUGAUUUGGAUCGUCGCAUUUCUAUCAACAGCUUUGAUAGAUGUUUCAGAAGGUUUGAUAAUUUCAGUCACUUUUGCACUAUUCACCACAAUUUUGAGAGAGCAGUAGUAGGUUUUUACAAUUCGAAAAUUCUCAAAAUCAUCGAUUUUUCAGUCCAAAAUGGCACAUUCUCGCCAGCGUCAAAGGAACCCACGAUUUUCGAGAUUCGGAAAGAUAUGGCGACACAAUGUACUUCAAAGGAAUUUGUGUUUUUCGAUUCGAUGCUCCACUUUUAUUUCACAAUGUUGAAUGUUUCAAAAAAUCGAUCGGAAAAGCGUAUGAAGGAUGGCAAAAAUCGCAUGAAUUCUAUGUGUUGCGCGAGGAAAGAGAUACGAUUUUGAAACAGCAAAAAAUAUUGAUGAGCUCUGAGAAUCAGUCAACUAUUGAAAAGGUUCUACCACUUUCCAUGUUUUUUUUCAAAACCAAAACAAUUUUAGAACAUUGACACAGUUUGCGACAAUAUUCUAACACGUCAUUUCAUCAUCGAUUGUUCCGGCUUCACAUUCAUCGAUUUGAUGGGAGUCAGUGCACUCAAGGAGAUUUUCUCAGAUAUGAGAAAACGGGGGAUUUUGGUGUAUUUUGCGAAUGCAAAAGCACCGGUUCGAGAAUUAUUUGAUAAAUGCGAUUUCUAUCAAUUUGUGCCCAAAGACAAUUUUUAUCCGACGUUGAGAGAUGCGACUGCGAUCGCCAGACAGAGGCAGAUGGAAUUGGGAUUCAAGGAUACUGGAUAUGUUCCCGAACAUGAUCGAUUUACUGAAGUUGUGUCGGCGCAUCUAAUGUGAAUAUAAUUUUUUUUUUUGAAAAUUUAUGAAACAAAAUUUCGAGACUACAUGAACUGAGACAGUUUGUUUACAUUAAAAGUUCCAGAAUUUUUUGAAGGUAUCAUCAUUUCGAAAAAAAAAGUGAGCGAAGAGAAGAGAACUUAUCUGAUGAUUUUCCAAAAAUAUAGAUAAGAGAAGUUGAAAGAAAAUGAUGAAAUUAUAAAAAUGAGUGAAUUCGAAAAUCAAGAUUCGUGACAAAUCGUGACAAAACGAGAAAGCGUGUUUAAUGAAAAUUUGAAGACUUGAUUGAUAUUAACGAAAACGAAAAUGUAAUUUGGACAAUUCGAUAAAUUUUCCCAGAAACUCAACGAGACAUUUUUACACGAAAAUUUUUAGAGAAAAUGAAAAUACAUCUUCAAAUCCACGGCGAGAAAAAUAAAACUUUUUGUUCUUACGGAGAAUGUGCGCUCUAAUGAUAAUGUAUGCGAGAGGAAAUUUUUUAGAAUUUUCAAUUUUCUGCAGCCAUUUUUUUGUACGCCUGUACUCUUUUUCUUUUCCCGCUCUCUCAUUUUUCCAAUCUCUUAAGCUCAGAGAAACAGGCUGGAGAACCGGCGGAGAAAACGACAUAUCGGCGAACUCUCGGACAACCGGCGGAGUGUCUCACCUACACUAUUUCGCCGAAACUUUUGUCCACCGGUUGUCCGAGAGUUCGCCGACAUGUCGUUUUCUCCGCCGGUUCUCCAGCCUGUUUCUCUGAGUAAGAGAGAGGGGGGAGGUUUAAAAAUUCUGGCCGUGAAUCAGAAUAAAUAGAUCAAAAAGGAAAAUUAGGAAUUUACAUUGAUGAAGAUUUGAGAUAGGUGAUUCAGAAUAAUAAGAUGAACUUUUGUACCCGCAAGAGUACGGUGGUCCAAAUGUGCAGAGUGACAUUUAGGAUUUGAGAAAAUGACUAAAUGAUAGAGAAUUUGAGGAUUUUUUCUAGAAGCGUCGCAAACAGAGAAAAACUUCAAAGUUCGAAAAACAGUAAACACCGUGUAAAAUGGCUUGAAAGUCCAGUUUGGAGUAGUGUUUUUAUGUCCAUUCCGUUUUAUUUGUAGCAAAAUCAUUCAAUCCAAAAAUAAUUUUGAUUCAAACAUAUUUCGCCUAUUCCAAAAGGACACGAGAGUUAUCUUCAGAAAAAUCUGGAUAUGUUUCGGAUAGAACCAGAUGCUUCUAAUUUGUAUGGAUAUGUUUCGGAUAGAACCAGAUGCUUCUAAUUUGUAUGGAUAUGUUUCGGAUAGAACCAGAUGCUUCUAAUUUGUAUGAACAGAACAGAACGAAUUAAUACAAUAUACAUAUGUAUGUUCUGAUUUGAAAUUUAACACAUGAAAAUCAAGGAUCCUUCUAUUCGAAUAAAUUGGCGAGGUUACUAAAACAGAAUGAAUAAAUAAAUAAUAAAUUUAAUGUUUUGAAUUUCAAAUUCAAAUCUACUUUUUGAAAAAAACCUGUCAUAAUUCUUCACCGAGUCCCCAAUGUCGCGUAAAGUUUUUAUUAAAAUCUAAAUUCCAUUUCUUAUUAUUUUGAAGACGAGAUUUCCAAUGCAUAUAUGUUGUAGCUUGUUUCAUUUCGAAACGUUUUCAAUUUUGUUCCGAAAAUGUAUUUUUGUAUCAGAUUAAGAUCUAUAUAUAUAUAUAUAUAUAUAUAAUUGACAGAUUUCAAAAGAUAAUUGUUCAGUUCCAAAAUGACUUUUAGAAAAGUGUUGAAUUUACAAGGUAUUCGAGGAAUCGCAAUAUUAGGAGUUUUAGGAUUUCAUUUCUUUCCCAAUUAUUUUCCAAAUGGAUAUUUAGGAGUUGAUCAGUAAGUUUACAAUUUUCUAAGAUUAUUGGGGAAAUUAUGAUUUGUUUUCAGGUUUUUUGUAUUAUCUGGUUUCUUGAUGUGUAUGUUAUUAACGAAAACAGAGAAACUAUCAAAAAUUGAAAUGAUAUCAAAUUUUUAUAUUCGUCGAUUCAAAAGAAUUUUACCAUUAUAUCAAUUAAUAAUAUUAUUAUCAUUAAUUGCUUUAUAUUUAAUAUUUCCUGACACAACAAUUGAAAUUAAUAUAAAUUCAGCGAAAAGAGCAAUAAUAUUUAUAUCAAAUCAGUUGAAAACUUUAGAAGAUGAUUAUUUUGAAAAAUUAAAUAUGGCAACUGAUAUAUUCACACAUACUUGGUCACUUUCUGUUGAAAUUCAAUUUUAUUUGAUUGUUCCAUUUUUAUUUGUAUUACCAUUUCGAAUAAUAUCAUUAACAAUUAUAUCAAUUAUAAGUUUUUUAUUUUUUUAUUUUACCAUCUGAUAUUGCUUUUCUCAAUGUUUUUGCAAGAAUUUGGCAAUUUUUAAUUGGUAUGAUUGCUUUUAUUGUUCAUCAAAAGAUACCAACUGAUCUUGAAUCAAUAAAAAAUGCGGAUCAAAUUGAGAACCAAAAAUUAGAGCCAAAAAAAUCUGUGAGCAACGAAAUUACCACUAAUUCAACUCUAUUCUCAAACUUAGCAGUUAUAUUUAUUAUAUUCUUUCCAAAAACUAUAAUGCCAACUACUUUGAGGUAAUUUUUUGCCAAUUGACUGCAUAACUAAUAUGAUUUCCAGACCAUUAAUUACAUUAAUUACGGGGAUAAUUUUAAUAUUUUCAAAAGACGAUGAUAUAUUAUUAUCAAAUAAAACAUUAACAUUUAUUGGUGAUAUUUCAUAUUCAUUAUAUUUAAUUCAUUGGCCAAUAUCUUCAUAUUGUAAAAUAACUGGAAUGUCUAAUUAUACUCUAUUAUUUUUAUCUUUAUCUGUUGCUCUUUCAAUUUUGGUUUAUCAUAGUUUCGAGAAAUGGUAUACAAAACAAUCAAAUAUUGUAAUAGGUUUCAUAACUAUUUCACUAUUAUCUAUGAAUAUGGUCAUUUUGAAUUAUCAAUUAUUACAAAAACCGUCGGAAGAAACAAUAACAGAUAACGUCAGAGCAUUAAUUGGUAAUGGCACAUUGGAAGAUGCGAAAAGAAUGAAUCAUCUUUGGGAUGUGAUGGAUUUGAAAAACUUGAAAUUUAAAUGUGGAGGAAUCAGUAGUGGAUGGUGCUGGUUUGAUGGAUUGAAUCAAAAUAAUACAUUAAAAAUUAUGUCUUUCGGAAAUAGCUAUACACAAAAUCAUGCAAAAUUAAUGUACGAGGAAUGUGGGCCGCUGGUUAAGAAUAUUACGAGAGGAUCGGUUGGUGGUUAGUUCUAAAAAAGUUUAUUCCAUGAAAAAUCUUUUUUUGAAAGGAUGUGAACCAUUAUAUGAUUUUCCAACUAUAUACCAGCAAUGUCCUGAAUUUAUGGAAAAUAUUCUUCAAAAUUUACAAGAAUAUAAACCAGACUAUGCAUUUUAUAUAAAUAGAGCAAUAUCGUUUGGAACGAAUUAUACAGAUGAUUUCGAAAAUGAUCCAAUUUAUCAAUCAAUUUUGAAUAAAACUCGACACUUGAUUAAAAACAUAAAAAAUAAAUUAUUUAUUUUGAAUUCAGUUCCACCAGUUAAUAAAGAUGCUGUGGAACAUUUAACCGAUGAUCUUAAAAAUAAUGUGACUAAAGAUGUAAUUGAUGUAAGUUCAAUCAACAAAUUAGAGAACUACAAACAAUAAAAAUCAAACAUUCAGCAAAAAAUGGUGAAAGAUUAUGAUCAACACUUGGCAGCAUCAAAAAGAUAUGCACAACUAAUAAAAGAUUGUGGAUCAAAAUGUGAACUUAUCGAUUAUUAUGAUUUAUUUCAUCCAAAUGGAAUAAAAAUGUAUAGAUAUUACGAUAAUAAUGGAUUUGCUUAUAUGUCGGGUGGAAAUCAUUUCACACCAUUCGGUGUCGAAUUUUUUGAGACCUUUUUGGAGAAAGUUUUGUCGUGA